This is a messenger RNA of Cucumis sativus (cucumber), 3014 nucleotides long. Its product is annotated as probable xyloglucan glycosyltransferase 12. The coding region runs from base 421 to 2529 and encodes 702 amino acids. Gene Ontology annotation, molecular function: glycosyltransferase activity. NCBI's taxonomy places the organism in Eukaryota, Viridiplantae, Streptophyta, Magnoliopsida, Cucurbitales, Cucurbitaceae. The transcript has 5 exons. The record is from RefSeq and is a predicted model, not a curated record. Gene Ontology annotation, cellular component: Golgi apparatus.
UUCCUCUGGUUUUUCUCUCUUUUCUUUUUUCUUUAUUUCUCUCUCAUGGAGGGAAUCAAAAUGAAGCCGUGUUGAGCUGUUAACAUCCCUUUUACUAAAAACCCAUUUCCCUCUCUCUCUCUCUCUCUCUCACUCACGCUUCUAGCCCUGUUCUUAUUUAUGGACACAAAGCUUUCUUGUUUUGUAAAUUUUGUAUUGCAUUUAAACUGAAUGGAAGCUAUUUUUGCUUUGCUUCUUCAAUCUCCCUUCCAUUUUUCUUUGUUCUCUUUGCUCUCAUUUUGCCCAUGAGCUCAAAUCUUGGCCUUUUUCCCUUUCCAUUUGAGAGUUCAGAAUAGUGUGUGUUUGUGUGGAGAAAUUGAAGUUCCGUACAGAAGAUUUUUCUUAAUAUUUUGAACUGGUGUUGAGGCAUUGCCACUAGAAAUGGCUUCUUGGUGGGGAAGAGAAAGUCACAAGGGAACCCCUGUCGUUGUGAAGAUGGAAAAUCCCAACUGGUCAAUAGUUGAAGUUGAAAGUCCUUCCGACGAGGACUUCAUAAUCGGCGCCGAGUCGCCACCGGGUCGAGCCCGAGACAAGGGACGAGGCAAAAAUGCCAAACAACUCACUUGGGUUCUUCUUCUUAAAGCCCACAAAGCCGCCGGUUGUUUAACCUCCAUUGGCUCUGCAUUGGUCAACAUCGUCACCGUCGUUAAACGCCGUCUUGCUUCUGGAAGAACGGACGCCGACACCGACGCCGACAAUGACAACGCUGACGGCGGCGUGAGGGAGAACCCAAUUGUUAAAACCAGGUUCUAUUUGUUUAUCAAGGUUUUCCUUUGGCUGUCGGUGCUUCUGUUAGGGUUUGAGUUGGCGGCUUAUUAUAAAGGUUGGCAUUUUGAGGCACCCCAUCUUCAAUUGGACUACUUGUGGACAACCCCAUUUGGGGUUAAGGAUGCUUUUGACUGGUUAUAUUCCAAAUGGGUUGUAAUUCGGGUUGCAUAUUUUGCUCCGCCUCUGCAGUUUUUAGCCAAUGUUUGUAUAGUGUUGUUCCUCAUUCAAACUUUGGAUAGGCUUAUUCUAUGUCUGGGUUGUUUCUGGAUUCGAUUCAAGAAAAUCAAACCUGUUCCUAAGGAUGCUGCUAUGGAUCUUGAGUCUGGUGAAACUGGCUACUUCCCUAUGGUUCUUGUUCAGAUCCCAAUGUGCAAUGAGAAAGAGGUUUAUCAGCAAUCAAUUGCUGCUGUCUGCAACUUGGACUGGCCAAAAGACAAGUUACUGAUUCAGGUUCUUGAUGACUCGGAUGAUCCAAUCACCCAAUUGCUGAUCAAAGAGGAGGUACAUAAAUGGCAACAACUCGAUGCCAAAAUUGAAUAUCGACAUCGGGUGAUCCGAGAGGGAUAUAAGGCUGGCAAUCUCAAGUCUGCCAUGAAUUGUAGCUCUGUCAAAGACUACGAGUUUGUUGCUAUCUUUGAUGCUGAUUUUCAGCCUGCUUCUGAUUUCCUCAAAAGAACAGUUCCUCAUUUUAAGGAUAAUGAGGAACUAGGACUCGUUCAAGCACGAUGGUCAUUCGUGAACAAAGACGAGAACUUGCUAACCAGACUACAGAAUAUUAACUUAGCCUUCCAUUUUGAAGUAGAGCAACAAGUGAAUGGCGUGUUUCUUAAUUUCUUUGGAUUCAACGGAACUGCUGGUGUUUGGAGGAUAAAGGCUCUUGAAGAAGCCGGUGGCUGGUUGGAAAGGACCACUGUCGAGGACAUGGACAUUGCCGUCCGUGCUCAUCUUCAUGGUUGGAAAUUCAUAUUCCUCAAUGACGUAGAGUGCCAAUGUGAAUUACCAGAAUCGUACGAAGCAUAUAGAAAACAACAGCAUAGAUGGCAUUCGGGACCAAUGCAACUGUUUCGACUUUGUUUGCCCGAUAUAGUUCAUUCAAAGAUUGGCAUAUCAAAGAAAUUCAAUUUGAUCUUCCUAUUUUUUCUCUUACGGAAGCUGAUACUGCCAUUUUAUUCAUUUACCCUCUUCUGCAUAAUUCUCCCAAUGACGAUGUUUGUUCCUGAAGCUGAGUUGCCGGCGUGGGUUGUAUGUUACAUUCCAGCUACAAUGUCCUUUCUCAACAUCCUUCCAGCACCAAAGUUCUUCCCCUUCAUUGUUCCUUACCUCCUCUUUGAGAAUACUAUGUCAGUAACUAAGUUUAACGCAAUGGUCUCGGGACUCUUCCAGCUAGGUAGUGCAUAUGAGUGGGUUGUUACGAAGAAAUCAGGCCGCUCGUCUGAGGGUGAUCUUUCCUCAAUGGUUGAGAAGAAAAGGAUGAAUUCUGAAAAGAGUGUCUCAGCAAACAACCUUGAGGAGAUUGAAUUAAUCCAAAAACAGGACAAGAAGUUGCCAAGGAAGAAGCAUAACAGAAUAUACGUGAAGGAGCUAGCACUAGCUUUCCUUCUUUUAACAGCCUCAGCUAGAAGCCUCCUCUCAGCUCAAGGGAUUCAUUUUUACUUCCUGCUGUUUCAGGGAAUAUCCUUCCUUCUUGUUGGUUUAGACUUGAUCGGCGAGCAAGUUGUUUAAGACAGAAAACUCUUACAGUUCAUCUGAAAAUGAGAAAACCAAUGAUCUAAGUUCCAAAUAUGUGUUGAAAACUACACCUCACCGCUUAAAGAGAGUGUGCAUCUGUCGGCCACAAUCUUCGUUGCCGCAUUCGUCGACCAAGAAGAAAGCUUGUGAUGAGAAGAAAAAUGCAAAACAAAAAAGAGAAAUGGUGAUGCUAUUGAAGAUAUAAGUGAUUUAAAAUAUUCUUUUUUCUGAUUUUGCUUCUAUUUUGGGGUGGGGUUGUUUGUGGCAAUUCUUUUGCAAGAAGCUAGGAUUCAAACAUGAACAAAUAGAAUUUGUUUCAUUCUGCAGGCAGAAAAUAGGAGCAGUCUGUUUUUACUUUUAGUUUUUUUCUUUUUGGGUAUUAAAUAUCCUCUUUUCCUCCCUUUGUUAAUAAACUAUGGAAAUAUUAUUAGUUCCUAUCUUGUCAAUAAAAUUAUGUGGAUGCCAUUAGUUUUACAUCA